AUGGCGGUGAGAUAUCUCAAAGACUUCAUAGCAUCGGAGGCCUUCAAAACCGCCGGCAGAGAGCUACGCGACGGCGUCCCCCGCCUAGUUAAGUUCAUCUGCUUCCUCCAAGUCACCAACGCUCACCUCCUCACCGUCGUUCUGACGUACGGUCCGAGCAUGCUCCCGACUCUGGGCCUCGCCGCGAAUUUGAGCUUGGCGGAGCGAAUCUCGACGCGGUUUGAGAAGUUGAGAGUUGGGGACAUCGUGCUGCUGAGAUCGCCUGAGGUUCCUAGGAAGAUUGUGACCAAGAGAUUGGUGGCUAUGGAGGGUCAGUCUGUUAGUUACGUUGUUGAUCCAAAGAACAGUCAUGUGUCUCAGACUGUUGUUGUUCCGAAAGGGCAUGUUUGGGUGGAGGGAGAUAAUAUCUAUGAUUCGACUGAUUCGAGGAUGUUUGGGCCUGUUCCUUAUGGUCUUGUACAAGGCAGACUCUUUUGGAGGUUUUGGCCACCUAAGGAUUUUGGAUCAUUGGCACAAAGCAAAGUGAAGGAUCCUGUCUCCUGAGGAUUGGCAUCGAGUCUGAAGUUGAGGAACCAAGACUGGAAUCAUGGGAUAAGAGUUCAUAAAUGCCAAAAAUUGCUAUUACCCUCAGAAAAUCUGAGUCAAGCUGCUAGCAGCACUAGAAACUUGCUGAGAUUACAUUAUAUACCUGAGGCUACUUUUGCAAGAGAUCGCAACUUCUUCUCCAGCCUCGAGUUAAAUGGGGCCUUCACAUUGAUUGGUCAAUGUUUGUAGAUACGGCACCUAGGUGAUCUAUCACAUGUUUAUCCAAGUUUAAAGACUGGUGUAUUAAACAAUCACGGAAUCACCCACCUAUGUCAAUGUUCUGAAUGGCAAGUUUAGUUGGGUCUGCUCUUGA
Molecule: messenger RNA, 898 nt
Organism: Argentina anserina (silverweed cinquefoil)
Lineage: Eukaryota; Viridiplantae; Streptophyta; Magnoliopsida; Rosales; Rosaceae
Exons: 5
Coding region: 1-543 (180 amino acids)
Cellular component (GO): membrane; mitochondrial inner membrane peptidase complex
Molecular function (GO): serine-type endopeptidase activity
Source: RefSeq, a predicted model, not a curated record